Clonostachys rhizophaga is the source of this 1545-nucleotide messenger RNA. The record is from the annotation of a GenBank genome assembly. Lineage: Eukaryota; Fungi; Ascomycota; Sordariomycetes; Hypocreales; Bionectriaceae.
AUGUUCCCUCAUCAUGCUGUUAGCAAGUGCUUUGCCCUGUUCUUAAUGGCAGAUUAUUCGAUUGCUCAAAGCACUUUACUCAAGGGGGGGACAAUUAUUAGUUUCGAGGAAGGAGAAAAUUCCCUGCAGGUCAUUCGAGAUGGUUCUCUUCUGAUAAUACAAGAUCGGAUCACUGGAAUAUACAGGGCCGGAGAGACACCUGAUUCCAGUCUAAACUACUCGACAGUUGACGUUACAGGCAGAAUCAUCACACCAGGAUUCAUCGAUACUCAUCGCCACGGCUGGCAAACCGGCCUUAAGACUCUCGGAUCAAAUACUAGUCUUUGGGAGUAUUACGAUCGUUAUUCUGAAUAUGCGGCGGGAAGUUCCUAUGCUAUCGAAGAUGUCUAUAUUGGCCAACUUGCAGGCCUUCUCGAAGCUCUCAAUGCCGGUGUAACUACCACCCUUGAUCAUGCGCACCACACUUGGUCCAAUGAUACCUCAAAAGCAGGGAUUCAAGCGAGCAUCGACAGUGGGGCCAGGGUGUUUUGGUCAUAUGCGUUCCAUGACCUACCGGACUUCACAGUUUCUGAGCAGUUUGCUAAUUUUCGAGAUAUUGCGGAAGUGGGAACAUUUCAGAACACAGCUACAACUCUUGGAAUAGCGUGUGACUUCUUUGGACCUGAUCCUACCCUCGAAAAUGUUCAGAGGGUUGUCGAACUAGCCUUAGAGUUUAAUGUCUCGGUGGUCACUACGCAUACAGUUGAGGGGCCUUUUGGAGCAAGAAACGGCCCUCUAGACGUCCAUAGCGCCGGGCUCCUCAAUACUACAAUUCCGGUCAUCUUCUCUCACGCGUCUUUUCUCACUUAUCAAGAUCACCAGCUACUCCAACUCACCAAUCAGUACAUUUCAAUUACUCCUGAGUCCGAGAUGCAUUAUGGUCAUACACAUCCAAACAACCACUUAGCUAUGGACCAGGCUGCACUUGGUGUUGAUACUCACUUUACCUUUUCUUCCGAUAUAUUGACUCAGGCUAGGAUAUGGUUACAGAAAGCACGCUAUACAAUGUAUGACUGGGCAUUAAAGGCUUGGCGAGUGCCCUCUAAUAACCCGAUGUCUGCCAACCAGGCAUUUCUACUCGCAACACGAAAAGGAGGCUUAGCCCUCCGCCGACCAGACCUCGGGGUUAUUUCAGAAGGAGCAAAAGCAGACAUUAUUGUAUGGGAUGGCACAUCACCAUCCUUACUUGGGUGGAAUGAUCCCGUAGCAGCAAUUAUGCUGCACGCAAAUGUUGGGGAUAUUGAACACGUUCUUGUGGAUGGAAAGUUCGUUAAAAAGGAUGGCAAAAUAACUAAUCCUGACUAUCCAAGUAUCCGGGAAAGGUUUCUUGAGCACGCUAGAAGGAUACAAGACACCUUCCUUGCCAUUCCGAAGCCGGCCCCUGCUAAAGACGAGCAUUUCAGAGGCGGUGGUGCUGAAUUGAUGGUAAUUCCUCAGCUUGAUGUGACUAGGGGAGAUGGCAAUGGAUACGGGACGGACUUUUUGCAGUUUUCAGGAACUCAGUGA